AUGUUAUUUAUAUUGUUAAUAAUUAUAUUAUGUAAAAAUAUAUUUUGUUUGAAAGGAUACAAUCUUGUAGUUUUAUAUGAUCCUUAAAUAUAGUAUACCAUUUUUUUAGAACUAUUUUUUCCCAGUGUGUUCCAGUUUGUGCAGCUAUUAAUUUCUUUAAAUCACCUAUUGUGUCAUCCGGAUUGCAUUUAACUCUAACUUUCUUUCCAAGACGAUCAUUACAUGUUAUUUCUAACAUCUUUUCCCUUAAAAUAUCAAAAAAUAUUACACUUAUGUGUUAA
This is a messenger RNA of Heterotrigona itama, 281 nucleotides long. NCBI's taxonomy places the organism in Eukaryota, Metazoa, Arthropoda, Insecta, Hymenoptera, Apidae. The record is from the annotation of a GenBank genome assembly.